Messenger RNA from Capronia coronata CBS 617.96, 1224 nucleotides. RefSeq names its product 3-isopropylmalate dehydrogenase. Bases 1 to 1224 code for a protein of 407 amino acids. Gene Ontology annotation, biological process: L-leucine biosynthetic process. Gene Ontology annotation, molecular function: NAD binding; magnesium ion binding; 3-isopropylmalate dehydrogenase activity. Gene Ontology annotation, cellular component: cytosol. Lineage: Eukaryota; Fungi; Ascomycota; Eurotiomycetes; Chaetothyriales; Herpotrichiellaceae. The record is from RefSeq and is a predicted model, not a curated record. The transcript is spliced from 2 exons.
AUGGCUGCUCCAACUACAAGCCCCUCUUCCGAUCCCAGUUCGACGCCGCAGACAUUCCGCAUCCUCGUCCUCCCCGGCGACCAUGUCGGACCUGAAGUCAUGGUCGAAGCCCUGCGCGUCCUGGACGUGGUGCAGACCUCGUCCGUGGGGAAAAUCAAGUUCGUGUAUAAUCACCAGAUCGCCGGUGGGUGUAGUAUCAACCGGCACGGCACGCCGAUCACGGACGAGGUGUUGAGGAUUGCGAAAGAGGAGAGCGAUGCUGUCUUGUUCGGCAGCGUGGGUGGGCCGGAAUGGGGCACGACCUACCCCAACCCCGAGUCCGGUCUGCUUCGGCUCCGACAACAUCUCGACGCAUUCGCCAACAUCCGACCGUGCACGUUCUAUUCGCGCUCGCUGAUCCCGCUGUCACCACUGAAACCAGCGAUCGCGGAAGGCACCAACUUCAUCCUCCUCCGGGAGAACUGCGGCGGCGCGUCUUUCGGCCAGAAAGUCGAAGAGGCCGACUUCGCCAGCGACUCGUGGGCAUACCGGCGCGAUGAGGUGGAGCGGUGCGCGCGAGUGGCCGCGGCGCUGGCACCGACCAUGGGCAAAGACGGCCUCGGGACGGGCCAAUGCCCCGAAGGGCCCGCGACGGUCUGGUCGAGCGACAAGGCCAACGUGCUUGCGUCCGGCCGGCUGUGGCAACGGGUGACGAGCCAGGCGUUUGCGCAGGAAUUCCCGCACAUCGAGCUCCGCCACCAGCUCGCAGACAGCCUGAGCAUGCUGAUGGUCAAGAACCCGCGCAUGUUCAACGGCGUCAUCCACACGGACAACACCUUUGGUGACAUGCUCUCGGACCAGGCCGGCGGCGUGGUCGGCACGCUCGGUGUCUUCCCCAGCGCCAGUCUCUGCGGCAUUCCCGACGGCGUCAAUCGUUGCAACGGCAUCUACGAGCCCGUCCAUGGCUCCGCGCCCGACAUUGCGAGAAAGGGCAUGGUCAAUCCCACCGCCCAGAUCCUCUCCGCGGCAAUGAUGCUCAGAUAUUCGUUCGGCCUCGCUCCCGAGGCCACCACCAUCGAAGCCGCGGUCCAGAAGGUCCUGGAUGGCAAGGAUAUAGGCGGCCUGGAAAUCCGCAGCGCCGAUCUUGGUGGCUGUGCAACCACGAAACAACUCGGCGAUGCUAUUUGUAUGGUGCUGAGCCGGAUCCUGAAGGGGGAACAGCAGGAGCAUCAAUGCAACCCAUAA